Molecule: messenger RNA, 1712 nt
Organism: Symbiodinium sp. CCMP2456
Lineage: Eukaryota; Dinophyceae; Suessiales; Symbiodiniaceae
Source: the annotation of a GenBank genome assembly
GCAAAACCAGCCAUGUUGAUUCCCAGCCUACAUUGCAGUGGUCCUCCAACAGCAUCACGACCGACACCCGAGUGCCCCUCUACUUGAAUGAGUUCUGGCAGCUAGAUGCGCAGUCUUUCGAUUUGCUCUUUAUGGAUGCAGAGACCGGUCCACGAUUGAUGUCGUACGGGCUUCGUGCGUUUCAAGACUACAUGCUGAAUGACUUUGUCGAAAGUACGACAAGUUGCGAGGAUUUGGUGUGUGAUGAUCUAGCUGAGAGCAUGGUGGAGAUGGUGAUGACCUGCAAAGAGUAUGUGAUGGCGGCUUUGGCUGCUCUCGACAGGCAGCACGCUUAUGAGACUGACGAGUACGAAAAGCGGAAGUCUGCAGCUGAGGUAGCAGCCAAGAAGAUCUUGGCAGGUAAGCCGGAUGAUGAGCAGCGCAAGCAGUCUGUGCAGAAGUGGCUCGGGGGUGAGCUAGCUCGCUUAGCAAAAAGAUCCAGGGAGCUGGAGACUGAUGUAUGCCAAGCGGCCACCCAGGGCGGCUGCUGGAUCCACAAGCUCCUGGCUUUGGUGCAGAUGCACGGCUCUCAUGCUUUUGCAAGUGACUUCGCGCAGAAGCUCGAGCUAUGGCAUCAAAUGGAUGCUUCGCAGAAGUGUGCCUACGAUCUUACAGCACGGCCUACUGAGGUUGAGCAGUCCACUCAGCCUGAUCAUGAUCUACCACCGGCACCUAUUACAGCUGAGCAAGUUUCGAAUCAUGAGCUACAUGCAGCCGCUACACAGGUUGAUGCUGUCGACGACAACGGCACCAACGAUACGACCCUCGGUCUGAUGAAUCCGAAUCCGGAGCUCGAGAUGACUGACACCCAGCGCAUGAUCAGCCAAUCCUCCAAGGACUGGCAAGUGGAGGACCUGCCGGAGACUUUGGAGGAUCCGUACGAGGAUGUGCAGCUUCCCGAAUCCAUGUCCGGAGAUGGGGACCGUGCCACCCCCGAGGGGGGCCAUACCAUCACCGAUUCCAAUGCAGCACAGUCUGGAGAAGGGGUCAUGAAUGGCACAGUCAUCCAAUCCGGAUCCUUAGAGGGGGUACCUAUAACCAGCACCGAUUCCGCGAAAGCACAGUCGGGAGAAGGGGGUCAUGAUUCGAAGGGUGCACCAGGCCAUCGUGAUGCUGGGCUGCAGCAGGGUGCCUACGAUGUCGAGGACAACAACCAGGAUCAGCAUUCCGAUGAUGGCUCUGUCGAGCUAUUGAAUGAUGACAAUCUCUUGGAAGCCGAGUUAGCCCGCAUGAUGCUCAAGGAAGAGCCGAACGAGUCGUUGCCAGAUCCGCAAGCUGCUGCUCCUGUAGCUGUGCCAAAGACUGUGGAGUUGGAGGAUAAGCUUUCAGAGCUCGAUGAUGAGAAGAAGCAGAUUGAACAGGUUGCCUGUCCCGUACCGACCCAAACGAAUCCGGAGCUCGAGAAUGGGAAGAAACAGAUUGAAGAGGUUAUCUGUCCCGUACCGACCCAAACGAAUCCGGAGCUCAAGAGUGGGAAGAAGCAGAUUGAAGAGGUUAUCUGUCCCGUACCGACCCAAACGAAUCCGGAGCUCGAGAGUGGGAAGAAGCAGAUUGAAGAGGUUAUCUGUCCCGAACCGACCCAAACGAAUCCGGAGCUCGAGGGUAAGAAGAAGCAGAUUAACGAGCUUACCGCAUCCUUGCAGCGCUUGAACACUGCUGACAUCCAGGCCUAG